AUGGCAGUGCCAACUAUGGUGUUCUCUGACGUGGAAAGUUUUCUGGACUCGCAUCCCGAGUUAUUCGAGGACUACCUGAACAGAAAGGGGAAAUAUAGCACGGUGGAGAAAUGGCUCAAGAAUCACAUGGCGAGCAAAAGUCCGGCGGCUGCAGCUGCCGCCCAGUCGAGAGAGGAGAAGGGCAACGCGUGUAUGGACAGCUGGGCCAGCCAGCGCGAUGGCCUGCAGAGGAGAGUCUCGCAGAAGGAGCUGCGCAAAACUUUCGCCAGAUCGAAGGCCAUGAAUGUCAACAGGACGUACGACGAACAUGUCAAUUCCAGGGCCCAGGAGCCCCUGACGAGCAUGAGGAGGAGAGCUCUGCUGAGGAAAGCCAGCUCUCUGCCCCCGACCACUGCGCACAUACUGAGCGCACUGCUGGAGUCCAGAGUCAACAUCCCCCAGUACCCGUCCACAGCCGUGGAUUUCAAGUAUUACCUCAAAGAACACAACGAGAGAGAGUUUUUCCUGGAGCUUGUAAAAGACAUAUCUAACGACUUGGAUCUAACGAGUCUCAGCUACAAAAUCCUUGUGUUUGUUUGUAUUAUGGUCGAUGCAGACCGGUGCUCAUUGUUUUUAGUGGAGGGAACGGGCAACAAGAAGACACUAGUGUCCAAAUUCUUUGAUGUGCACGCAGGUACCACUGUGUUACCCUCAAUUCAUUCAGAUGAAGUUCAAGUGCCGUGGGGGAAAGGAAUCAUCGGAUAUGUGGCUGAACACGGAGAGACAGUGAACAUGUCUGACGCUUAUCAGGAUCGUCGGUUCAGAGAUGAAAUUGACAAGCUGACAGGGUACGAAACCAAGUCACUCUUGUGCAUGCCCAUUCACAACAGUGAUGGGGAGAUCAUUGGUGUUGCUCAGGCCAUCAACAAGACAUCAAGUGGAGAACUCUUCACUGAAGAUGAUGAAAAGGUGCUGCAGAUGUACCUGCCUUUCUGUGGUAUUGCCAUCACCAAUGCCCAACUCUUCGCGGCCUCAAGGAAGGAGUAUGACAGGAGUCGGGCCCUCUUGGAGGUCGUCAAUGACCUGUUUGAAGAGCAGACUGACCUGGAGAAGAUUGUCAGGAAGAUCAUGCACCGUGCCCAGACAUUGCUUAGGUGCGAGCGCUGCUCUGUUCAGUUGCUGGAGGACAUUGGGUCACCGGUGGUGAAGUUCACCAAGUCGUUUGAGCUGCUGUCGCCUAAGUGUAGUGCAGACAUUGAAAGCAGUUUCAAAGACAGCAUGGAGAAAUCGUCUUACUCUGACUGGCUCAUCAACAACAGUAUCGCAGAGCUGGUUGCAUCCACAGGACUCCCCGUGAACAUUAGCGAUGCCUAUCAGGAUCCUCGCUUUGAUGCUGAGGCAGACCAGUUCUCAGACUUCCACAUCCGCUCUGUGCUUUGUGUUCCCAUAUGGAACAGCAACCACCAAAUCAUUGGUGUCGCCCAAGUGCUGAACAGGCUUGAUGGGCAACCAUUCGGCGAUGCAGACCAGCGUCUCUUUGAAGCGUUUGUGAUCUUUUGUGGACUCGGCAUCAACAACACCAUCAUGUACGACCAGGUGAAGAAGUCCUGGGCCAAGCAGUCUGUAGCUUUGGAUGUUCUAUCUUACCACGCCACUUGCUCCAAGACUGAAGUUGACACAUUUAAGGCUGCCAAUAUUCCCCUGGUUUGCGAGCUGGGCAUCGGUAAGCUCUCCUUUGAUGACUUCUCCCUGGACGUUGACGCCAUGAUAGCAGCCGCUUUGAGAAUGUUUAUGGAGUUAGGAAUGGUGCAGAAAUUCAAGAUUGAUUAUGAGACACUGUGCAGAUGGCUGCUGACUGUCAGAAAAAACUACAGGAUGGUUCUCUAUCACAACUGGAGACAUGCCUUCAACGUCUGCCAGUGCAUGUUUGCAAUGCUAACGACAGCGGGCUUUCAGGAGACUCUGACAGAGGUGGAGACCUUAGCACUUAUUGUGGGUUGUGUCUGCCAUGACUUGGACCACAGGGGCACCAACAACGCUUUUCAGGCAAAGACGGGCUCAGCCCUUGCUCUGCUUUAUGGGACCUCUGCUACACUGGAGCACCACCACUUCAACCAUGCCGUUAUGAUCCUGCAGAGUGAGGGUCACAAUAUCUUCUCCAACCUCUCGUCCAAAGAGUAUGGUGACCUCAUGCAGCUGUUGAAACAGUCCAUUCUGGCCACAGACCUCACACUUUACUUUGAAAACAGAAACACCUUCUUUGAGCUAGUCAGCAAAGGAGAGUACAACUGGAAUCUGAAGGCUCAUCGAGACAUGUGCAGAUCCAUGAUGAUGACAGCGUGUGAUCUUGGUGCCGUCACAAAACCGUGGGAAAUAUCACGCAAGGUAGCAGAGUUGGUGACCAGCGAGUUCUUCGAGCAGGGCGACAGAGAGAGAUCAGAGUUGAAGCUCACGCCCUCUGCCAUCUUUGAUCGAAACAGGAAGGAUGAAUUGCCAGGACUUCAGCUGGAGUGGAUUGAUGGAAUUUGUGCACCGCUGUACGAGACUCUUGUCAAGUUGAAUCCCAAACUUCAGCCGAUGGUUGACAUGAUCAAAGUGAACAGGGCCAAUUGGGAGGAACUGAACAAGAAGAGACAACGUGGCCCGAGUGUUUCUGCACCCUCGAGCCCCUGCAGUGGAGACGGCCCCGACACAAGCGGCUGCACUGGGCCCAAAACAGGCUGCUGCAGCGGCGAUGCUGACGGAACACCAUCUAAAUCUGUUAGUUAGCUACCGAUACCAUCUCCGAUCUGAUUGCUUAGGCUUACUUCCUCUUAAAUGCAGCCUGCAGCAGAGGCAGCAGCACAU
Messenger RNA from Cyclopterus lumpus (lumpfish), 2826 nucleotides. RefSeq names its product phosphodiesterase 11a (gene pde11a). Gene Ontology annotation, molecular function: protein binding; 3',5'-cyclic-nucleotide phosphodiesterase activity. NCBI's taxonomy places the organism in Eukaryota, Metazoa, Chordata, Actinopteri, Perciformes, Cyclopteridae. Gene Ontology annotation, biological process: signal transduction. The transcript is spliced from 20 exons. The record is from RefSeq and is a predicted model, not a curated record. The coding region runs from base 1 to 2748 and encodes 915 amino acids.